Messenger RNA from Syngnathus acus (greater pipefish), 2942 nucleotides. RefSeq names its product RNA binding motif protein 5 (gene rbm5). The transcript is spliced from 25 exons. The coding region runs from base 157 to 2664 and encodes 835 amino acids. Gene Ontology annotation, cellular component: nucleus. Gene Ontology annotation, molecular function: RNA binding. The record is from RefSeq and is a predicted model, not a curated record. Gene Ontology annotation, biological process: mRNA splicing, via spliceosome. Lineage: Eukaryota; Metazoa; Chordata; Actinopteri; Syngnathiformes; Syngnathidae.
CCCAAUGCAUCUUGGGAAGAAGAAGCUGACGUCGUUCUUUCAUGAAACGCAUACAAGACAAGAGUUGGUCGUCAAUUUAAAAAAUAUCACGUUUAAAACCUUACACAUUGGCAAGACAGCAGCAUCACACUGAUCGUGUGGAAGCAUUCGUGACAAAUGGGAGCAGAUAAGAGGAUAAGUCGCACUGAAAGGAGCGGCAGGUAUGGCUCCGACGCACCCCGUGAUUCUGAUUGGCGUGACAGACGGGAAAAGGAUCAAGAGCGCGAUCGCCGCUGGUCGGAUGAGAGACGAGGAGAUCGCAACGAAGGAGAGCGAGACCGUCGAGGAUCCAGAGACAGUCCAGAGCCAAGAGAACGAAAAAGACGCAACAGCGACAGAUCCGAAGAUGGGUAUCACUCAGAUGGCGACUACCUGGAUCAAGAUUACAGAAGAGAAAGUGGGGAUGAGAAAAGGAGCAAGACUAUCAUGCUAUGGGGUCUUUCGUCACACGUCACAGAGGAAGAUAUAUGUUUCGCCAUUGAUCAGUUGGAGGGUCCCCAGCCUGCCGAUGUCAGACUGAUGAAAAAAAAGACAGGUAUAAGCCGUGGUUUCGCCUUCGUGGACUUUUAUCACUUGCAAGAUGCUACCCGAUGGAUGGAGACCAAUCAGAAACGUCUGGUCAUCCAAGGGAAAAAUGUGGACAUGCACUACAGUCAUCCCAGACACAACUAUGGAGACUGGCUCUGCAAUACUUGUGGCCUGUACAAUUUCCGGAGGCGGCUGAAGUGCUUCAGGUGUUCAGCAGCUAAAGUCGAAUCUGAGACGAAUAGUAAUGCUGACCUCAAUGAUACUCAGCCCGGUGGAGACUUUUGUGGUGACACAAUCAUCCUGAGAAAUAUUGCUCCCCUGAGCUCCGUGGAAGGCAUCAUGACCGUCCUGGCACCAUAUGCUAAUCUCGCUCCCAACAACAUACGCCUAAUCAAGGACAAACAGACAGGCCAGAACCGAGGCUUUGCUUUUGUCCAGCUGUCUUCUCCUCUGGAGGCGUCUCAGCUGCUAACCAUCUUACAAGGACUGCAGCCAGGUCUCAAACUGGAUGGGAAAACAAUUGGGGUGGAUUACGCCAAGAGUGCUAGAAAGGACCUUUUGCUCCCCGAUGGGAAUCGCGUCAGUGCCUUUUCUGUUGCUAGUACAGCUAUUGCUGCGGCCCAGUGGUCCUCAAGUCAGCCCCAGUCGACUGUCGAAGGAGUAUCCGAGUACAGCCUCUUGCACGAAGGCUACACUCCAAUGUCGCAGGCCUACUAUCAAGUUGCAGGAGCCAGCACCUCACAGGACAAUGGAAUUCUUGGAGCUGCCCCUAACAUGAAGCUUGUUCCGCCGACUGCUGCUGGGGUAGUUCUCCCCCCCACCAUGCAAGUCUACCAACCCCAUAUAAUUGGCCAGCCUGCUAUUCAGCCAUUGCAGCUGGCUCAGAAGUUGGAGGCCAAUUCUCAGGCGGCACCUAUCUCUGGUGCUGACGCUGUGGCUGCUGCCACGGCAACCACUGCCGCUGCAGCGACAACCUCGGGACAAACUACAGACACGGCCACCGUUGUUCCGGACACAUCCACUUAUCAGUAUGAUGAAUCAUCCGGCUAUUAUUUUGACCCCCAAAGUGGCCUGUACUAUGACCCAAACACGCAUUAUUAUUACAACUCUCAGACUCAGCAGUAUCUUUAUUGGGAUGGUGAGAAGCAGACAUAUGUCCCCAUCUCAGUUGAUGCAAACGCUACAGCGGGUCCCACAGCAGCCAAUGCUAAAGAACCCCGUGAAGGAAAAGAGAAGAAGGAAAAGCCAAAGAGCAAAACUGCUCAGCAGAUUGCUAAAGAUAUGGAACGCUGGGCCAAAAGUCUUAAUAAGCAGAAGGAGAACUUCAAGAGCAGCUUCCAGCCAAUCAGUCAAGAGGAAAGGAAGGAGGCAGCCGCUGCUGAUGCUGGCUUCAUACUUUUUGAAAAAAAGCAAGCCGGAGUGCUAGACAGACUCGUAACAGAGGUGACAGAUAUUCCUGAUGAGGAAGCGGCCACCAGCUCCUCCAAGUGUGGCCUCGUGGCGGCCUAUAGUGGAGACAGUGACCCCGAGGAGGCAGCUGACGGCGGAGAGGGAGGCCAGGACAAGCUGACCGACUGGAAGAAGCUCGCCUGCUUGUUAUGCAGGAGGCAGUUUCCCAACAAAGAAGGGCUAUUAAGACAUCAGCAGCUGUCCGACCUCCACAAGAAAAACCUGGAAGUUUUGCGGCGAUCCCAAAUGAGUGAAGCUGAGCUGGAGGAGUUGGAGAGAAGAGAAACCGAGUUGAAAUACAGAGACAGAGCAGCCGAGAGACGAGAAAAAUACGGUAUACCUGAGCCCCCUGUCGCCAAAAAGAAGAAAUACAGCCAGCCAACACCAGCUGUUAACUACGAGCAACCCACCAAAGAUGGCCUAAACAGUGACAACAUCGGCAAUAAAAUGUUGCAAGCUAUGGGCUGGAAGGAGGGUAAAGGGCUCGGGCGCAACCAGCAGGGCAUCACUGCACCUAUUCAGGCCCAACUGAGAACAAAAGGAGCUGGUCUCGGUACUAAAGGCAGCAACUACACCCUCUCGGCAUCUGACACGUACAAAGAUGCAGUCCGCAAAGCCAUGUUUGCUCGCUUUACUGAAUUGGAGUGAGCAAGAUGAACUGUGAAGUGCUAUGGCACAUUCCUCCUGUGUGUGUUAAUUAUUUUGCCUCGAACCACAGUGGCUGAACACUCCAAUUGAAGAAUCUCACAUGGAGGUAUAUGAAAAUAAGUAAAUAUAAUUUAUAUGUUGUACAUAUGCACAAAGUAACCAUUUCUGUUUUACAUAGUGUUCUUUUUUUGUGGUGUUAAUAGGAUAUUCCUUAGUACAUCAGAGAUUGUACAGUUUAUACAAAAAGGCUUGUAUGUUUACAGCAAAUAAACUACACC